Molecule: messenger RNA, 4565 nt
Organism: Coffea arabica (coffee)
Lineage: Eukaryota; Viridiplantae; Streptophyta; Magnoliopsida; Gentianales; Rubiaceae
Source: RefSeq, a predicted model, not a curated record
AGGAGAAUCUCCUUCUUGUAGUAUUCAGAUGAUUCUUCUUGACCUCAAACUAACCGAUGGAACACAUCACCUUCCAAUAUAGCUCUAAUCAAUUCCGUUCCAGAAAAAUUACAAGCACAAAAAAAAGAGAUAUUGUACUAUAAGUAAUAAUAGAUGAAGGGGUGGCAGAAUAGCAGGAAGCCCAAGGCAGUGGUGGUGGGAGGAAGCAUAGCAGGAAUAUCUUGUGCACAUGCUCUGAUUGAAGCAGGAUGGGAUGUUGUGGUGCUGGAGAAAAGUUGUGCACCCCCAAGUGGAAGCCCAACUGGUGCUGGACUCGGACUUGACCCUUCGGCUCAGAAAAUCAUUCAGACUUGGCUGAGGAACCCUCAGCUUCUCCACAACUCCACUUUGCCCCUCACUAUUGAUCAAAACCAAGCAACUGAUGGAGAAAAGAAAAUCAGCUGGACUCUGACAAGGGAUGAAAACUUCAAUUUUAGAGCAGCAUACUGGACUGAUCUAUAUAGCCUUUUAUACAAUGCACUACAAUCUGAUACUGUUUUGUGGGGGCACUAUUUCCUUUCAUUUUGCAUCUCUGAUGACAAAACUAGCGUCACAGUUAAAUGUAAAGUUCUUGAAACCGGUGACACAAUUGACAUAGUAGGUGAUCUACUUAUUGCUGCUGAUGGCUGUCUUUCCAGCAUUCGAAAGAGCUUCCUUCCCAAUCUUAAGCUGAGAUAUUCAGGUUACACUGCAUGGAGGGGUGUUCUUGAUUUCUCAAAUAACAAGCAUGCAGAAGCUGUAUUGGACCUCAAGAAGGCAUACCCAGAUUUAGGGAAAUGCCUAUACUUUGAUUUGAGUUCGAGAACUCACAGUGUGAUCUACGAACUAUUGAACCAACGGAUCAAUUGGAUUUGGUAUAUCAAUCAACCUGAGCCAGAACUUAAGGGAAACUCAGUGACCAUGAAAGUUAGCAGCGACAUGAUUGAGCAGCUGCAUGAGGCAGCAGAAAAAGUUUGGGUCCCAGGAUUAGCAACGAUCAUAAAAGAAACCAAAGAACCCUUCCUAAAUGUCAUGUAUGAUUGUGAACCUCUGAAGCAAAUCUUUUGGGACAAUGUAGUUUUGAUUGGAGAUGCAGCUCAUCCUACAACUCCUCAUGGUCUGAGAAGCACAAACAUGUCAGUAUUGGAUGCUGCAGUUUUAGGCAAAUGCCUUCAGAAGUGGGGGGUGGAAAAUCUAAAUUUAGCCCUUGAAGAUUAUCAGUCUAUUCGGCUGCCAGUUACUUCAAAGCAAGUAUUGCAUUCUAGGCGGAUGGGUUGCAUCAAACAGGGUUUAAACGUUGCGGGUCGCAGACCUUUUGAUCCAAGAACGGCAACGCCUGAAGAAUGUGAUGACCUUCAGCAAAAGAAUAUGCCUUUCUUCACUGAUGUUCCUUCAAUAUUUGAUGUAACAACUUAGAGCGGUUGGAUUGUUGAGGAGAUAUAGCAUUUUAUGUAUGAAUAAAGGAACCUUAAACUAUGUUUUUGUACCCUACACCUUUCCAGAAAACUGCACAUAAUGAAAAUUUUACUUUAGGUCCAUUAUUACGUAUUUGCUGCCCCUUGUGACUCUGAAGCAUCGAUAGGAAGAGAAAACAAAAAGUAAGAAUUACACCAAUUGGACCAAACCUGACAAAUGUCAAGUGGACCUACCCCAGUACCCUCCAAAUGAUUCUACUUGGCCCCAAACGGAUGGACCAAUCAUCUCCAAAAAUGUCCAAUCAAUUCCAUCCCAGCAAAACUACAAGCACGAGAAGGAGACAAUAAUACUCCAACUGAUGAGAUAUGAAGGGGUGGCAGAAUAACAGGAAGCCGAAAGCAGUAGUGGUGGGAGGAAGCAUAGCAGGGAUAUCUUGUGCUCAUGCUCUUAUCGAUGCAGGGUGGGAUGUUGUGGUGCUGGAGAAAACUUGUACACCCCCAAGCGGGAGCCCAACUGGUGCUGGACUUGGCCUUGACCCUCUUUGCCCCUCCACAACUCCUAAGAACUCCACUUUGCUCCUGAGCAUUGAUCAAAACAAAGCAACCUAUGGUGAAAAGAAAAUCAGCUGGACUCUGACGAGAGAUGAAAACUUAAAUUUUCGAGCAGCAUACUGGGCUGAUCUAUAUACUUUUUUACACAAUGCAUUAUCAUCUGAUGUUGUGUUGUGGGGGCAUUUUUUCCUUGGAUUUUGCACUUCUGAAGGCAAGACUUGUGUCACAGUUAAAUGCAAAGUUCUUGAAACGGGUGACACAUAUGACAUAGUCAGUGAUUUACUUAUUGCUGCUGAUGUCUGUCUUUCUAGUGUUUGAAAGAGUUUCCUUCCUGAUCUUAAGCUGAGGUCUGUGAAAGAUAUUCUGCUUACUGUGCAAGGAGGGGUGUUCUUGAAUUUUCAAAUAACAAGCAUGCUGAAGCUGUGGUGGAUCUCAAGAAGGCAAAUCCAAACUUGGGGAAAUGCUUAUACUUUGAAUUGAGUUCAGGAACUCACUGUGGGCUCUACGAACUACUGAACAAACGGAUCAAUUGGAUUUGGUAUAUCAAUCAACCUGCGCCAGAACUUAAGUGAGGAAGCAAAGAGGAUGAUGAGGAUAAAAAUUUUGGUUCGCUCGUCGUGCAUAAUGGCUUAUAGUAUAUAUUUGCCUUGACGACCACCUAAAAAUGUUUCUGAGUCCAGCUUGCUGUAAAUAAUUUGACAGGAGAAAUUCCUUCUACAAUUGGGAACCUAUCCUCAAUCAAGCAAUUAUCCUUCACCUUUAACAAUUUGGAGGGGAAUCUUCCAGACGAGAUAAGCUUAUUAACCACCUUGUUUUUCCUAGCAGUGGGAUCAAAUAAGCUAACAGGUCAAAUACCUUCAUCCAUGUAUAAUAUCUCUACGCUCACUUUCUUUACUGCACCAGAUAAUUUUCUUUAUGGGAGCCUUCCAACCAACCUAGGUCUCAAGCUACCGAAUCUUCAGAUAUAAUAGGUAUUGCUGGAAACCGGUUCUCUGGAAAAAUACCUGUUUCAAUUACCAAUUGUACUAAGCUUGAAGUAAUUGAUCUUGGUGAUAAUAAAAUUGAAGGCCAUGUUCCAUACAACCUUGGAUAUUUGCUGAAUCUUAGAAUUCUGAGUCUGCAAGGAAAUCUCUAGGGUAGCAAUUCAGCCGGUGAUCUAAACUUUCUUGUACCUUUGACAAACUGCAGCAAUUUAGAAAUACUCUCUUUGGCUAAAAAUAACUUUGGUGGUGAAUUGCCUAAUAUUCUUCACAAUCUCUCAUAUCAGUUGACACAUUUAUACCUAUCAGAGAACAAGAUAUCAGGAGCCUUUCCAGCGGGAAUUGAAAAUCUUGUACAUUUGUAUAUACUGUCUCUGGCAAAUAAUUUAUUUACAGGUGUCUUACCAAGUGAUGUUGGCAAACUUCAGAAACUGGAGGUAUUGGUUGUUGACAGGAAUAUGCUUUCAGGACAGGUACCAUCUACCCUCUGCAACAUUACCAAUCUAUAUGUUCUGAACUUGUCCAGCAACAACUUCCAAGGUGUCCACCAAGUCUUCGGAACUGUAAAAGUCUACAAAUGCUGUUUAUUUCACAAAACAACUUCAGUGGAAGUGUAUCCCCUCAGAUCUUUGGGUCAUACAAAUCGCCAACAAUUCUAGAUUUAUCACACAACUCAUUGAGUGGUUCCCUACCCCUUGAAGUAGGAAAAUUGGCAAACAUUCAACAGCUAGUUGUCUCCAGCAACAAAUUUUCCGGAGAAGUUCCUUCAACACUUGGAGAUUGUUCAAGCAUGCAGUACCUUGAUAUGCAGAGCAACCUUUUCAAUGGAACACUUCCACCAGCUUUGGCUUCUUUGAAGGGCAUCCAGUUUUUGGACCUUUCACAUAACAACUUCAGUGGGCAAAUACCAAGAGACAUAAACAGGAAGCUUUGGAGUUGUGUAUAAAGGAAAGUUAGAUCAACACCAAGACAAGGAAGUUGCCGUAAAAGUUCUUGACCUUCAAAAAAAUGGGGCUUCCAAAAGUUUUGAGGCUGAGUGCAAAGCAUUGAGAAGCAUUCGCCAUAGAAAUCUUCUCUCACUCUUUUAACUUAUUGCUCCAGUAUUGAUACCAAAGGUAAUGAAUUCAAGGCACUAGUCUACGAAUAUAUGCAAAAUGGAAGUCUCGACAUGUGGUUACAUUCAGAAUUAGCAGAAGCAACUAGAUCAAGAAAUCUAGACCUUCUUCAGACGAUAAAUAUUGCAGUUAAUGUGGCUUCAGCUUUGGAUUAUCUUCACAACCACUAUGAAGUUGCUAUUGUUCAUUGUGAUCUGAAACCAAGUAACAUUCUUCUUGACAAUGACCUUAUAGCUCAUGUGGGUGACUUUGGAUUAGCAAAGCUUCUUCCUAGAACUGCUGACAUUGAUUCUGAGUAAGAAACUACCAGCAGUGCUGUUGCACCAAAAGGAUCCAUCGGAUAUGCAGCUCCAGGUAACAAUUUUGCAAUAGCUAGAGUAAAUGCAUUAUAUAUUCUCUAAAUAUUCAUGGUACAAAAAACACAAUUAUCCAUUUUAUCCUGUAUCAAAAAAGAAUUAUUAUGUUUAAUAGCUACUUUUUGAAAA